AUGGAAAGCAGGAGAAUGGGGCGGGGUGAUGGAAAGCGGGAGAAUGGGAAGGGGUGUUGGAAAGCGGGAGAAUGGGGCAUCACCCCGCCCAAUUCUCCCGCUUUCCAUCACCCCGCCCCAUUCUCCCGCUUUCCAUCACCCCGCCCCAUUCUCCCUCUUUCCAUCACCCCGUUCCAUUCUCCCUCCUUCCAUCACCCCGCCCCAUUCUCCGCUUCCCAUAACCCCAGCCCCAUCUCCCGCUUUCCAUCACCCCGCCACAUUCUCCCACUUUCCAUCACCCCGCCCCAUUCUCCCUCCUUCCAUCACCCCGCCCCAUUCUCCCUCCUUCCAUCACCCCGCCCCAUUCUCCCGCUUUCCAUCUCCCCGCCCCAUUCUCCCGCUUUCCAUCACCCUGCCCCAUUUUCCCGUUUUCCAUCACCCCGCCCCAUUCUCCUGCUUUCCAUCACCCCGCCCCAUUCUCCUGCUUUCCACCACCCCGCCCCAUUCUCCCGCUUUCCAUCACCCCGCCCCAUUCUCCCGCUUUCCAUCACCCCGCCCCAUUCUCCCGCUUUCCAUCACCCCACCCCAUCCUCCCACCUUCUAUCACCCCGCCCCAUUCUCCCUCCUUCCAUCACCCCGCCCCAUUCUCCCGCUUUCCAUCACCCCGCCCCGUUCUCCCGCUUUCCAUCACCCCGCCCAAUUCUCCCGCUUUCCAUCACCCCGCCCCAUUCUCUCGCUUUCCAUCACCCCGCCCCAUUCUCCCUCUUUCCAUCACCCCGCCCCAUUCUCCCUCCUUCCAUCACCUCGCCCCAUUCUCCGCUUCCAAUAACCCCAGCCCCAUCUCCCGCUUUCCAUCACCCCGCCACUUUCUCCCACUUCACCCCGCCCCAUUCUCCCUCCUUCCAUCACCCCGCCCCAUUCUCCCUCCUUCCAUCACCCCGCCCCAUUCUCCCGCUUUCCAUCACCCCACCCCAUUCUCCCUCCUUCCAUCACCCCGCCCAAUUCUCCCUCCUCCCAUCACCCGACCCCAUUCUCCCGCUUUCCAUCACCCUGCCCCAUUCUCCCGCUUCCCAUAACCCUACCCCAUUCUCCCGCUUUCCAUCACCCCGCCACAUUCUCCCACUUUCCAUCACCCCGCCCACUUCUCUCUCCUUCCAUCACCCUGCCCCCUUCUCCCGCUUUCCAUCACCCCGCCCCAUUUUCCCGUUUUCCAUCACCCCGCCCCAUUCUCCUGCUUUCCAUCACCCCGCCCCAUUCUCCCGCUUUCCACCACCCCGACUCAUUCUCCCGCUUUCCAUCACCCCGCCCCAUUCUCCCGCUUUCCAUCACCCCACCCCAUCCUCCCACCUUCUAUCACCCCGCCCCAUUCUCCCUCCUUCCAUCACCCCGCCCCAUUCUCUCGCUUUCCAUCACCCCGCCCCAUUCUCCCGCUUUCCAUCACCCCGCCCCAUUCCCCUGCUUUCCAUCACCCUGCCCCAUUCUCCCGCUUUCCAUCACCCCGCCCCGUUCUCCCGCUUUCCAUCACCCCGCCCAAUUCUCCCGCUUUCCAUCACCCCGCCCCAUUCUCCCGCUUUCCAUCACCCCGCCCCAUUCUCCCUCUUUCCAUCACCCCGCCCCAUUCUCCCUCCUUCCAUCACCCCGCCACAUUCUCCCACUUUCCAUCACCCCGCCCCAUUCUCCCUCCUUCCAUCACCCCGCCCCAUUCUCCCUCCUUCCAUCACCCCGCCCCAUUCUCCCGCUUUCCAUCAGCCCGCCCCAUUCUCCCACUUUCCAUCACCCUGCCCCAUUCUCCUGCUUUCCAUCACCCCGCCCCAUUCUCCCGCUUUCAUCAACCUGCCCCCUUCUCCCGCUUUGCAUCACCCCGCCCCAUUCUCCCGCAUUCCAUCACCCCGCCCCAUUUUCCCGUUUUCCAUCACCUCGCCCCAUUCUUCUUGCUUCCAUCACCCCGCCCCAAUCUCCCUCCUUCCAUCACCUCGUCCCAUUCUCCCGCUUUCCAUCUCCCCGCCCCAUUCUCCCGCUUUCCAUCACCCUGCCCCAGUCUCCCGCUUUCCAUCACCCCGCCCCAUUCUUCCGCUUCCCAUCAUCCCGCCCCGUUCCCCCGCUUUCCAUCACCCCUCCCCAUUCUCCCUCCUUCCAUCACCCCGCCCUAUUCUCCCGCUUUCCAUCACCCGCCCCAUUCUCCUGCUUUCCAUCACCUCGCCCCAUUCUCCCGCUUUCCAUCACCCCGCCCCAUUCUUCUGCCCUCCAUCACCCUGCCCCAUUCUCCCGCUUUCCAUCACCCCGCACCAUUCACCCGCUUUCCAUCACCCGCCCCAUCUCCCGCUUUCCAUCACCCCGCCCCAUUCUCCCGCUCUCCACCAACCCCGCCCCAUUCUCCCGCUUUUCAUCACCCCGCCCCAUUCUCCCGCUUUCCAACACCCCUCCCCAUUCUCCCGCUUUCCAUCACCCCGCCCCAUUCUCCCGCUUUCCAUCACCCCGCCCCAUUGUCCCGCUUUCCAUCACUCCGCCCCAUUCUCCCGCUUUCCAUCACCCCGCCCCAUUCUCCCGCUUUCCAUCACCCCGCCCCAUUCACCCUCCUUCCAUCACCCUGCCUCAUUCUCCCUCCUUCCAUCACCCCGCCCUAUUCUCCCGCUUUCCAUCACCCCGCCCCAUUCUCCCGCUUUCCAUCACCCAGCCCCAUUCUCCCGCUUUCCAUCACCCCGCCCCAUUUUCCCGCUUUCCAUCACCCCGCCCCAUUCUCCCGCUUUCCAUCACCCCGCCCCAUUCUCCCGCUUUCCAUCACCCCGCCCCAUUCUCCCGCUUUCCAUCACCCCGCCCCAUUCUCCCUCCUUCCAUCACCCCGCCCCAUUCUCCCGCUUUCCAUCACCCCGCCCCAUUCUCCCUCCUUCCAUCACCCCGCCCAAUUCUCCCUCCUCCCAUCACCCUACCCCAUUCUCCCGCUUUCCAUCACCCUGCCCCAUUCUCCCGCUUCCCAUAACCCUACCCCAUUCUCCCGCUUUCCAUCACCCCGCCACAUUCUCCCACUUUCCAUCACCCCGCCCACUUCUCUCUCCUUCCAUCACCCUGCCCCAUUCUCCCGCUUUCCAUCACCCCGCCCCAUUUUCCCGUUUUCCAUCACCCCGCCCCAUUCUCCUGCUUUCCAUCACCCCGCCCCAUUCUCCCGCUUUCCACCACCCCGACUCAUUCUCCCGCUUUCCAUCACCCCGCCCCAUUCUCCCGCUUUCCAUCACCCCACCCCAUCCUCCCACCUUCUAUCACCCCGCCCCAUUCUCCCUCCUUCCAUCACCCCGCCCCAUUCUCUCGCUUUCCAUCACCCCGCCCCAUUCUCCCGCUUUCCAUCACCCCGCCCCAUUCCCCUGCUUUCCAUCACCCUGCCCCAUUCUCCCGCUUUCCAUCACCCCGCCCCCCCCAUCUCGCGCUUUCCAUCACCCCGCCACAUUCUCCCACUUUCCAUCACCCCGCCCCAUUCUCCCUCCUUCCAUCACCCCGCCCCAUUCUCCCUCCUUCCAUCACCCCGCCCCAUUCUCCCGCUUUCCAUCUCCCCGCCCCAUUCUCCCGCUUUCCAUCACCCUGCCCCAUUCUCCCGCUUUCCAUCACCCCGCCCCAUUCUUCCGCUUCCCAUCAUUCCGCCCCAUUCCCCCGCUUUCCAUCACCCCUCCCCAUUCUCCCUCCUUCCAUCACCCCGCCCCAUUCUCCCGCUUUCCAUCACCCGCCCCAUUCUCCUGCUUUCCAUCACCUCGCCCCAUUCUCCCAGUUUCCAUCACCCCGCCCCAUUCUUCUGCUUUCCAUCACCCCGCCCCAUUCUCCCGCUUUCCAUCACCCCACACCAUUCACCCGCUUUCCAUCACCCACCCCAUCUCCCGCUUUCCAUCACCCCCCCGGCCCAUUCUCCCUCCUUCCAUCACCCUGCCUCAUUCUCCCUCCUUCCAUCGCCCCGCCCCAUGCUCCCGCUUUCCAUCACCCCGCCCCAUUCUCCCGCUUUCCAUCACCCAGCCCCAUUAUCCCGCUUUCCAUCACCCCGCCCCAUUUUCCCGCUUUCCAUCACCCCGCCCCAUUCUCCCGCUUUCCAUCACCCUUCCCCAAUCCCCCGCUUUCCAUCACCCCGCCCCGUUCUCCCGCUUUCCAUCACCCCACCCCAUUCUCCCUCCUUCCAUCACCCCGCCCCAUUUUCCCGCUUUCCAUCACCCCGCCCCAUUCUCCCUCCUUCCAUCACCCCGCCCCAUUUUCCCGCUUUCCAUCACCCUGCCCCUAUCUUCCGCUUUCCAUCACUCCGCCCCAUUCUCCCUCCUUCCAUCACCCCGCCCCAUUCUCCCGCUUUCCAUCACCCCGCCCCAUUCUCCCGCUUUCCAUCACCCCGCCCCAUUCUCCCGCUUUCCAUCACCCCGCCCCAUUCUCCCGCUUUCCAUCACCCCGCCCCAUUCUCCCGCUUUCCAUCACCCCGCCCCAUUCUCCCUCCUUCCAUCACCCCGCCCUAUUCUCCCGCUUUCUAUCACCCCGCCCCAUUCUCCCUCCUUCCAUCACCCCGCCCCAUUCUCCCUCCUUCCAUCACCCCGCCCCAUUCUCCCGCUUUCCAUCACCCCGCCCCAUUCUCCUGCUUCCCAUAACCCCACCCCAUUCUCCCGCUUUCCAUCACCUCGCCACAUUCUCCCGCUUUCCAUCACCCCGCCCCAUUCUCCUUCCUUCCAUCACCCCGCCCCAUUCUCCCUCCUUCCAUCACCCCGCCCCAUUCUCCCGCUUUCCAUCAGCCCGCCCCAUUCUCCCGCUUUCCAUCACCCCGCCCCAUUCUUCCGCUUUCCAUCACCCCGCCCCAUUCUCCCGCUUUCCAUGACCACGCCCCAUUCUCCCGCUUUCCAUCACCCCUCCCCCCCUUCUCCCUCCUUCCAUCACCCCGCCCCAUUCUCCCUCCUUCCAUCACCCCGCCCCAUUCUCCCGCUUUCCAUCAGCCCGCCCCAUUCUUCCGCUUUCCAUCACCCCGCCCCUUUCUCCCGCUUUCCAUUUCCCCGUCCCAUUCUCCCGCUUUCCAUCACCCAGCCCCAUUCUCCCGCUUUCCAUCACCCCGCCCCAUUCUUCCGCUUCCCAUCAUCCCGCCCCAUUCCCCCGCUUUCCAUCACCCCCGCCCCAUUCUCCCGCUUUCCAUCAGCCCGCCCCAUUCUCCCGCUUUCCAUCACCCCGCCCCUUUCUCCCGCUUUCCAUCACCCCGCCCCAUUCUCCCGCUUUCCAUCACCCCGCCCCAUUCUCCCGCUUUCCAUCACCCUUCUCCCUCCUUCCAUCACCCCGCCCCAUUCUCCCUCCUUCCAUCACCCCGCCCCAUUCUCCCGCUUUCCAUCAGCCCGCCCCAUUCUCCCGCUUUCCAUCACCCCGCCCCUUUCUCCCGCUUUCAAUCUCCCCGCCCCAUUCUCCCGCUUUCCAUCACCCCGCCUCAUUCUCCCGCUUUCCAUCACCCCGCCCCAUUCUUCCGCUUCCCAUCAUCCCGCCCCCUUCCCCCGCUUUCCAUCACCCUUCCCCAUUCUCCCUCCUUCCAUCACCCCGCCCCAUUCUCCCGCUUUCCAUCACCCGCCCCAUUCUCCCACUUUCCAUCACCCCGCCCCAUUCUCCCUCCUUCCAUCACCCCGCCUCAUUCUCCCUCCUUCCAUCACCCCGCCACAUUCUUCCGCUUUCCAUCACCCCGCCCCAUUCUUCCGCUUUCCAUCACCCCGCCCCAUUCACCCACUUUCCAUCACCCGCCCCAUUUUCCCGCUUUCCAUCACCCCGCCCCAUUCUCCCGCUUUCCAUCAACCCGCCCCAUUCUCCCGCUUUUUAUCACCCCGCCCCAUUCUCCCGCUUUCCAACACCCCGCCCCAUUCUCCCGCUUUCCAUCACCCCGCCCCAUUCUCCCGCUUUCCAUCACUCCGCCCCAUUCUCCCGCUUUCCAUCACCCCGCCCCAUUCUCCCACUUUCCAUCACCCCGCCCCAUUCUCCCUCCUUCCAUCACCCCGCCUCAUUCUCCCUCCUUCCAUCACCCUGCCCCAUUCUCCCUCUUUCCAUCACCCCGCCCCAUUCUCUCGCUUUCCAUCACCCAGCCCCAUUCUCCCGCUUUCCAUCACCCCGCCCCAUUUUCCCGCUUUCCAUCACCCCGCCCCAUUCUCCAGCUUUCCAUCACCCUGCCCCAAUCUCCCGCUUUCCAUCACCCCGCCCCAUUCUCCCUCCUUCCAUCACCCCGCCGCAUUCUCCCGCUUUCCAUCACCCCGCCCCAUUCUCCCGCUUUCCAUCACCCAGCCCCAUUCUCCCGCUUUCCAUCACCCCGCCCCAUUCUCACUCCUUCCAUCACCCCGCCCCAUUCUCCCGCUUUCCAUCAACCCGCCCAAUUCUCCCGCUUUCCAUCUCCCCGCCCCAUUCUCCCGCUUUCCAUCUCCCCGCCCCUUUCUCCCGCUUUCCAUCACCCUGCCCCAUUCUCCCGCUUUCCAUCACCCCGCCUCAUUCUCCCACUUUCCAUCACCCCGCCCCAUUCUCCCUCCUUCCAUAACCCCAGCCCCAUCUCCCGCUUCCCAUAACCCCAGCCCCUUUCUCCCGCUUUCCAUCACCCUGCCCCAUUCUCCCGCUUUCCAUCACCCCGCCUCAUUCUCCCGCUUUCCAUCACCUCGCCCCAUUCUCACUCCUUCCAUCACCCCGCCACAUUCUCCCUCCUUCCAUCACCCCGCCCCAUUCUCCCGCUUUCCAUCACCCCGCCCCAUUCUCCCGCUUCCCAUAACCCCACCCCAUUCUCCCACUUUCCAUCACCCCGCCACAUUGUCCUGCUUUCUAUCACCCCGCCCCAUUCUCCCUCCUUCCAUCACCCCACCCCAUUCUCCUGCUUUCCAUCACCCCGCCCCAUUCUCCCGAUUUCCAUCAACCCGCCCCAUUCUCCCGCUUUCCAUCACCCCGCCCCAUUCUCCCGCUUUCCAUCAUCCCACCCCAUUCUCCCUCCUUCCAUCACACCGCCCCAUUCUCCCGCUUUCCAUCACCCCGCCCCAUUCUCCCGCUUUCCAUCACCCCGCCCCAUUCUCCCAUCACCCCGCCCCAUUCUCCCGCUUUCCAUCACCACGCCCCAUUCUCCCGCUUUCCAUCACCCCGCCCCAUUCUCCCGCUUUCCAUCACUCCGCCCCAUUCUCCCGCUUUCCAUCACCCCGCCCCAUUCUCCUUCCUUCCAUCACCCCGCCCCAUUCUCCCUCCUUCCAUCACCCCGCCCCAUUCUCCCGCUUUCCAUCAGACCGCCCCAUUCUCCCGCUUUCCAUCACCCCGCCCCAUUCUCCCGCGUUCCAUCACCCCGCCCCAUUCUCCCGCUUUCCAUCACCACGCCCCAUUCUCCCGCUUUCCAUCACCCCCCCCCCCCUUCUCCCUCCUUCCAUCACCCCGCCCCAUUCUCCCUCCUUCCAUCACCCCGCCCCAUUCUCCCGCUUUCCAUCAGCCCGCCCCAUUCUUCCGCUUUCCAUCACCCCGCCCCUUUCUCCCGCUUUCCAUCUCCCCGCCCCAUUCUCCCGCUUUCCAUCACCCCGCCCCAUUCUCCCGCUUUCCAUCACCCCGCCCCAUUCUUCCGCUUCCCAUCAUCCCGCCCCAUUCCCCCGCUUUCCAUCACCCCCGCCCCAUUCUCCCGCUUUCCAUCAGCCCGCCCCAUUCUCCCGCUUUCCAUCACCCCGCCCCAUUCUCCCACUUUCCAUCACCCCGCCCCAUUCUCCCGCUUUCCAUCACCCCGCCCCAUUCUCCCGCUUUCCAUCACCCCGCCCCCUUCUCCCUCCUUCCAUCACCCCGCCCCAUUCUCCCUCCUUCCAUCACCCCGCCCCAUUCUCCCGCUUUCCAUCACCGCGCCCCAUUCUUCCGCUUCCCAUCAUCCCGCCCCAUUCCCCCGCUUUCCAUCACCCCUCCCCAUUCUCCCUCCUUCCAUCACCCCGCCCCAUUCUCCCGCUCUCCAUCACCCCGCCCCAUUCUCCCACUUUCCAUCACCCCGCCCCAUUCUCCCGCUUUCCAUCACCCCGCCCCAUUCUCCCGCUUUCCAUCACCCCGCCCCUUUCUCCCGCUUUCAAUCUCCCCGCCCCAUUCUCCCGCUUUCCAUCACCCCGCCCCAUUCUCCCGCUUUCCAUCACCCCUCCCCUUUCUCCCUCCUUCCAUCACCCCGCCCCAUUCUCCCGCUUUCCAUCACCCUCCCCAUUCUCCCGCUUUCCCGCCACAUUCUUCCGCUUUCCAUCAACCCGCCCCAUUCUCCCGCUUUCCAUCACCCCGCCCCAUUCACCCACUUUCCAUCACCUGCCCCAUUCUUCCGCUUUCCAUCACUCCGCCCCAUUCUCCCGCUUUCCAUCAACCCGCCCCAUUCACGUGGACCUGGUCGUGGACCUGGUCGUGGUCGUGGACCUGGUCGUGGACGUGGACCUGGUCGUGGACGUGGACGUGGACGUGGACGUGGACGUGGACGUGGACAUGGACGUGGACGUGGACGUGGACGUGGACGUGGACAAGGACAUGGACGUGGACGUGGAUGUGGACGUGGACGUGGACGUGGACAUGGACGUGGACGUGGACGUGGACGUGGAGGACUUGGAGGUGGACAUGGACGUGGACGUGGACGUAGACGUGGACGUGGACGUGGACAUGGACGUGGACGUGGACGUGGACGUGGAAAGGGACAUGGACGUGGACAUGGACAUGGAAGUGGACAUGGAGAUGGACGUGGACGUGGACGUGGACGUGGACGUGGACGUGGACGUGGACAUGGUCGUGGACGUGGACGUGGACGUGGACGUGGACGUGGACAUGGACGUGGACUUGGAUGUGGAGGACGUGGACAUGGACGUGGACGUUGACGUGGACGUGGACCUGGACGUGGACGUGGAGAUGGACGUGGAAGUGGACAUGGACGUGGACGUGGACUUGGACGUGGACGUGGACGUGGACAUGGACGUGGACGUGGACGUGGAGAUGGUCGUGGACGUGGACAUCGACGUGGACGUGGACGUGGACAUGGACGUGGACGUGGACGUGGACGUGGACGUGGACGUGGUCGUGGACGUGGUCGACGUGGACAUGGACGUGGACGUUGACAUGGACGUGGACGUGGACGUGGACGUGGACGUGGACGUGGACGUGGACGUGGACGUAGACUUGGACGUGGACGUGGACGUGGACGUGGACGUGGACGUGGACGUGGACGUGGACGCGGACGUGGUCGUGGACGUGGUCAUGGACGUGGACGUGGAGGUGGACGUGGACGUGGAGGUGGACGUGGACGUGGACGUAGACGUGGACGUGGACGUGGACGUGGACGUGGACGUGGACGUGGACGUGGACGUGGACGUGGACGUGGACGUGGACCUGGUCGUGGACGUGGACGUGGACGUGGACGUGGACGUGGACGUAGACGUGGAGGACGUGGACGUGGACGUGGACGUGGACGUGGACGUGGACGUAGACGUGGAGGACGUGGACGUGGAUGUUGACGUGGAGAAGGACGUGGACGUGGAUGUUGACGUGGAGAUGGACGUGAACAUGGACGUGGACGUGGACGUAGACUUGGACGUGGACGUGGACGUGGACGUGGACGUGGACGUGGACAUGGACGUGGACGUGGACGUGGACGUGGACGUGGACGUGGACGUGGACAAGGACCUGGACGUGGACGUGGACGUGGACGUGGACAUGGUCAUGGACGUGGACGUGGACGUGGACGUGGACGUGGACGUGGACAUGGACGUGGAGGACGUGGACAUGGACGUGGACGUUGACGUGGACGUGGACGUGGACGUGGAGAUGGACGUGGACGUGGACGUGGACGUGGACGUAGACUUGGACGUGGACGUGGACGUGGACGUGGACGUGGAUGUGGACGUGGAGAUGGACGUGGACAUGGACGUGGACGUGGACGUAGACUUGGACGUGGACGUGGACGUGGACGUGGACGUGGACGUGGUCGUGGACGUGGACGUGGACCUGGACGUGGACGUGGACGUGGACGUGGACGUGGACGACGUGGACAUGGACGUGGACGUUGACGUGGACGUGGACGUGGACGUGGAGAUGGACGUGGACGUGGACGUGGACGUAGACUUGGACGUGGACGUGAACGUGGACGUGGACGUGGACAUGGACGUGGACGUGGACGUGGACGUGGACGUGGACGUGGACGUGGACGUGGACCUGGACGUGGACGUGGACGUGGACGUGGACGUGGUCGUGGACGUGGACGUGGACGUGGACGUGGACGUGGACGUGGACGUGGUCGUGGACGUGGAGAAGGACGUGGACGUGGACGUGGACGUGGACGUGGACGUGGACGUGGACGUGGACCUGGACGUGGACGUGGACGUGGACGUGGACGUGGACGUGGACGUGGACGUGGACGUGGACGUGGACGUGGACGUGGACGUGGACGUGGACGUGGACGUGGACGUGGACGUGGACGUGGACAUGGACGUGGACGUGGACGUGGACGUGGACGUGGACGUGGACAUGGACGUGGACAUGGACGUGGACGUUGACGUGGACGUGGACGUGGACGUGGAGAUGGACGUGGACGUGGACGUGGACGUGGACGUAGACUUGGACGUAGACGUGGACGUGGACGUGGACGUGGAUGUGGACGUGGAGAUGGACGUGGACAUGGACGUGGACGUGGACGUAGACUUGGACGUGGACAUGGACGUGGACGUGGACGUGGACGUGGACGUGGUCGUGGACGUGGACGUGGACCUGGACGUGGACGUGGACGUGGACGUGGACAUGGUCGUGGACGUGGACGUGGACGUGGACGUGGACGUGGACGUGGAGGACGUGGACGUGGACGUGGUGGAGGACGUGGACGUGGACGUGGACGUGGACGUGGACGUAGACGUGGAGGACGUGGACAUGGACGUGGACGUGGACGUGGACGUAGACGUGGACGUGGACGUGGACGUGGACGUGGACGUGGACGUAGACGUGGACGUGGACGUGGACGUGGACGUGGACGUGGACGUGGACGUGGACGUGGACGUGGACGUGGACUUGGACGUGGACGUGGACGUGGACGUGGACGUGGACGUGGUGGACGUGGACAUGGACGUGGACGUGGACGUGGACGACUUGGAGGUGGACAUGGACGUGGACGUGGACGUGGACGACUUGGAGGUGGACAUGGACGUGGACGUGGACGUGGACGUGGACGUGGACAUGGACGUUGACCUGGACGUGGACAUGGACGUGGACGUGGACAUGGACGUGGACGUGGACGUGGACGUGGACGUGGACGUGGACGUGGACGUUGACGUGGACGUGGACGUGGACGUGGACGUGGACGUGGACGUUGACGUGGACGUGGACGUGGACGUGGACGUGGACGUGGACGUGGACGUGAACGUGGACCUGGUCGUGGACGUGGACGUGGACGUGGACGUGGACGUGGAGGUGGAGGACGUGGACCUGGACGUGGACAUGGACGUGGACGUGGACGUGGACGUUGACGUGGACGUGGACGUGGACGUGGACGUGGACAUGGACGUGGACAUAGACGUGGACAUGGACGUGGACGUGGACGUGGACGUGGACGUGGACGUGGACAUGGACGUGGACGUGGACGUGGACAUGGACGUGGACAUCGACGUGGACGUGGACGUGGACGUGGACGUGGACGUGGACAUGGACGUGGACGUGGACGUGGAGGACUUGGAGGUGGACAUGGACGUGGACGUGGACGUGGACGUGGACGUGGACGUGGACGUGGACGUGGACAUGGACAUGGUCGUGGACGUGGACAUGGACGUGGACGUGGACAUGGACGUGGACGUGGACGUGGACGUGGACAUGGACGUGGACGUGGACGUGGACUUGGAGGACGUGGACAUGGACGUGGACGUGGACGUGGACGUGGACGUGAACGUGGACGUGGUCGUGGACGUGGACGUGGACGUGGACAUGGACGUGGACGUGGACAUGGACGUGGACGUUGACGUGGACGUGGACGUGGACAUGGACGUGGAGGUGGACGUGGAGGUGGACAUGGAGGUGGACAUGGACGUGGACGUGGACGUGGACGUGGACGUGGACGUGGACGUGGACAUGGACGUGGACGUGGACAUGGACGUGGACGUGGACGUGGACGUGGACGUGGACGUGGACGUGGACGUGGACGUGGACGUGGACGUGGACGUGGACGUGGACGUGGACGUGGACGUGGACGUGGACGUGGACGUGGACGUGGACGUGGACCUGGACGUGGACGUGGACGUGGACGUGGACCUGGACGUGGUCGUGGACGUGGACGUGGACGUGGACGUGGACGUGGACGUGGACGUGGACGUGGACGUGGACGUGGACGUGGACGUGGACGUGGACGUGGACGUGGACGUGGACGUGGACGUGGACGUGGACGUGGACGUGGAGGUGGACGUGGACGUGGAGGUGGACGUGGACGUGGACGUGGAGGUGGACGUGGACGUGGACGUAGACUUGGACGUGGACGUGGACGUGGACGUGGACGUGGACGUGGACGUGGUCGUGGACGUGGACGUGGACCUGGACGUGGACGUGGACGUGGAGGACGUGGACGUGGACGUGGACGUGGACGUGGACGUAGACGUGGAGGACGUGGACAUGGACGUGGACGUGGACGUGGACGUAGACGUGGACGUGGACGUGGACGUGGACGUGGACGUGGACGUAGACGUGGACGUGGACGUGGACGUGGACGUGGACGUGGACGUGGACGUGGACGUGGACGUGGACGUGGACUUGGACGUGGACGUGGACGUGGACGUGGACGUGGACGUGGUGGACGUGGACAUGGACGUGGACGUGGACGUGGACGACUUGGAGGUGGACAUGGACGUGGACGUGGACGUGGACGUGGACGUGGACAUGGACGUGGACAUGGACAUGGACAUGGACGUGGACGUGGACAUGGACGUGGACGUGGACGUGGACGUGGACGUGGACGUGGACGUGGACGUUGACGUGGACGUGGACGUGGACGUGGACGUGGACGUGGACGUGGACGUGAACGUGGACCUGGUCGUGGACGUGGACGUGGACGUGGACGUGGACGUGGAGGUGGAGGACGUGGACCUGGACGUGGACAUGGACGUGGACGUGGACGUGGACGUUGACGUGGACGUGGACGUGGACGUGGACAUGGACGUGGACAUAGACGUGGACAUGGACGUGGACGUGGACGUGGACGUGGACGUGGACGUGGACAUGGACGUGGACGUGGACGUGGACAUGGACGUGGACAUCGACGUGGACGUGGACGUGGACGUGGACGUGGACAUGGACGUGGACGUGGACGUGGAGGACUUGGAGGUGGACAUGGACGUGGACGUGGACGUGGACGUGGACGUGGACAUGGACGUGGACGUGGACGUGGACGUGGACGUGGACAUGGACGUGUACAUGGUCGUGGACGUGGACAUGGACGUGGACGUGGACAUGGACGUGGACGUGGACGUGGACGUGGACAUGGACGUGGACGUGGACGUGGACUUGGAGGACGUGGACAUGGACGUGGACGUGGACGUGGACGUGGACGUGAACGUGGACAUGGUCGUGGACGUGGACGUGGACGUGGACAUGGACGUGGACGUGGACAUGGACGUGGACGUUGACGUGGACGUGGACGUGGACAUGGACGUGGAGGUGGACGUGGAGGUGGACAUGGAGGUGGACAUGGACGUGGACGUGGACGUGGACGUGGACGUGGACGUGGACGUGGACGUGGACAUGGACGUGGACGUGGACAUGGACGUGGACGUGGACAUGGACGUGGACGUGGACGUGGACGUGGACGUGGACGUGGACGUGGACGUGGACCUGGACGUGGACGUGGACGUGGACAUGGACCUGGUCGUGGACGUGGACGUGGACGUGGACGUGGACGUGGGCGUGGACGUGGACGUGGACGUGGACGUGGACGUGGACGUGGACGUGGAGGACGUAGACAUGGACGUGGACGUGGACGUGGAUGUGGACAUGGACGUGGACAUGGAGGUGGACAUGGACGUGGACAUGGACGUGGAGGUGGACAUGGAGGUGGACAUGGACGUGGACGUAGACGUAGACGUAGACGUGGACGUGGACGUGGACAUGGACGUGGACGUGGACGUGGACGUGGACGUGGACGUGGACGUGGACGUAGACGUGGACGUGGACGUGGACGUGGACGUGGGCGUGGACGUGGGCGUGGACGUGGUCGUGGACGUGGACGUGGUCGUGGACGUGGUCGUGGACGUGGACAUGGACGUGGACGUGGACGUGGUCGUGGACGUGGACGUAGACGUGGACGUGGACGUGGACGUGGACAUGGACGUGGACAUGGACGUGGACGUGGACGUGGAGGUGGACGUGGACGUGGACAUGGACGUGGAGGUGGACGACGUGGACGUGGACAUGGACGUGGACGUGGACGUGGACGUGGACGUGGACGUGGACCUGGUCGUGGACGUGGUCGUGGACGUGGACGUGGACGUGGAGGACUUGGAGGUGGACGUGGACGAGGACUUGGACGUGGACGUGGACGUGGACGUGGACGUGGACGUGGAAGUGGACAUGGACGUGGACAUGGACUAG
Closterium sp. NIES-65 is the source of this 14520-nucleotide messenger RNA. NCBI's taxonomy places the organism in Eukaryota, Viridiplantae, Streptophyta, Zygnematophyceae, Desmidiales, Closteriaceae. The record is from the annotation of a GenBank genome assembly.